AUGAUUGAUUGCAUAAAAUGUUAUCGUUGUGAAAGUAUUGAUACCCAACAUAAACCGUAUCAGUGUAACGAAUAUUUUGACGAUUCCAAUUUGGAACCUGAAUCCUGUGACGAUGUUCACAACGCACAAUAUUGCAUCAAACAAAUUGGAAAUUUUGAAGUUAUGGGGAUUAAUUGCUUUCAAUGCUCUUCUGCAUGGAAUAUUUCCUGUACUGAUUUAUUAAUAUCGGAUGGUACACUCCUGCCAAAACCUUGCGAUUAUAUAUACGACGCUAAAUAUUGUAUUAAAAUGACAGGGGGUCUCAUGACGCGUCGUUUUUGCUCAUCCCAUUAUUUGGGAAAUUAUUGCAAUUAUGUAAAACAACCCGGAGAUAAAAUGGAGUACAGAUCUUGUUAUUUCACUUGUUCAGGAGACGGAUGUAAUUCUGCACAUAAAACAACGAUUUCAUUCUCAUUUUACGCCAUUUUGUUUUUCAUUUUGUCUUAUUUCUAUUAUUGA
Molecule: messenger RNA, 498 nt
Organism: Pediculus humanus corporis (human body louse)
Lineage: Eukaryota; Metazoa; Arthropoda; Insecta; Psocodea; Pediculidae
Exons: 4
Coding region: 1-498 (165 amino acids)
Biological process (GO): regulation of synaptic transmission, cholinergic; positive regulation of voltage-gated potassium channel activity; sleep
Source: RefSeq, a predicted model, not a curated record